AUGCUCUCAUCACGUGGCGCCUCUUCGGCGGCCAUCAAGCGGCUCACGAUCGAAUACAAGCAGCUCUCUUCGGAUCCCAACAGCCUCUUUCCCGCCACGGGCCCCAUCGACGAGAGCAACUACCUCGAAUGGGAGGCGCUCGUGCCCGGCCCAGAGGACUCGCCAUACGAGGGCGGUGUCUUUGUUGCCCGUCUCUCCUUCCCGCCUACAUACCCGCUCGAGCCGCCCGUGAUGAAAUUUGACCCGCCGCUGUUCCACCCGAAUGUCUACCCGGACGGCACAGUGUGCAUCAGCAUCUUGCACGCGGCGGGCGAUGAUCCCAACAUGUACGAGUCGUCGUCGGAGCGCUGGUCGCCGGUGCAAUCCAUCGAAAAGAUUCUUCUGAGUGUCCUGAGCAUGCUGGCGGAGCCAAACGUCGAGUCGGGCGCAAACAUCGACGCUUGCAAGCUCUGGCGAGACGACCGAAAGUCGUACGAGGCAAAGAUUCGCGACGACGUCCGCAAGUCCUUGGGCCUGUAG
Acaromyces ingoldii is the source of this 519-nucleotide messenger RNA. Its product is annotated as putative QRI8-E2 ubiquitin-conjugating enzyme. Gene Ontology annotation, cellular component: cytosol; endoplasmic reticulum. The record is from RefSeq and is a predicted model, not a curated record. The transcript is spliced from 4 exons. Lineage: Eukaryota; Fungi; Basidiomycota; Exobasidiomycetes; Exobasidiales; Cryptobasidiaceae. The coding region runs from base 1 to 519 and encodes 172 amino acids.